This is a messenger RNA of Fraxinus pennsylvanica, 846 nucleotides long. Lineage: Eukaryota; Viridiplantae; Streptophyta; Magnoliopsida; Lamiales; Oleaceae. The record is from the annotation of a GenBank genome assembly.
AUGGAUAGAUACCAGAGGGUGGAAAAGCCGAAGCCAGAAUCUCCGAUAAACGAAAAUGAGAUCCGUAUCACCUCUCAAGGACUGGUUCGUAACUACAUCAACUAUGCCACCACACUUCUUCAGGAGAGACGUGGAAAUGAGAUUGUCUUGAAAGCAAUGGGUCAAGCUAUAAGCAAGACAGUAGCUAUUGCUGAGAUUAUAAAGAGAAGAACUCCUCGACUGCAUCAGGACACUGCCAUCAGUUCAGUAAAAAUAACUGAUACAUUUGAACCCAUUGAAGAGGGUCUUGAGACUGUGGAGCAGACUCGCCAUGUUUCGAUGAUUUCAAUCACCUUGUCAACCAAGGAGCUAAACAAGAAUUCUCCAGGGUACCAAGCUCCAGCUCGUAUGGAGCUAAGUGAACAACAAUAUAAUUAUCAGCCACAGCAACAGCAACCUCCUAGACAAGCGCGUGCAGUGUACAACAGUGGUAAUGGAGAUGCAUAUGGGCAUGGAAGAGGUCGUGGCAGAGGAAGAGGGGGAGGGAGGGGAGGAGGUUGGAACAGAGGUGGAUAUGCAAACUAUCAAGAAAAUAAUGGAUAUGCAAACUAUCAAGGAAAUGGUGGAUAUGCAAAUUAUAAAGGAAAUGGUGGAUAUGCAAAUUAUAAAGAAAAUGAUGGAUAUGCAAACUAUCAAGAAAAUGGUGGGUAUCCUAACUGGGGCCGAGGUGGUGGGCGUCGUGGUGGUUGGGGUUAUCGUGGUGCUGGUUAUGGAAGAGGGAGAGGCGGAGGUGGCAGAGGCUAUGACCGUGGCCGUGGAAGGAUGGGUGACCGCUUAAGGGGUGGUGGGGGUGGCAACCAGGUAUAG